Drosophila biarmipes is the source of this 2563-nucleotide messenger RNA. It is a transcript of the gene Cyp49a1, whose product is annotated as probable cytochrome P450 49a1. NCBI's taxonomy places the organism in Eukaryota, Metazoa, Arthropoda, Insecta, Diptera, Drosophilidae. The record is from RefSeq and is a predicted model, not a curated record. The transcript is spliced from 14 exons. Gene Ontology annotation, molecular function: iron ion binding; monooxygenase activity; heme binding. Bases 424 to 2205 code for a protein of 593 amino acids.
CGUUUAGUGCGUUGCGGUUGGUCUGCGAGGCAACAUCUCAAGACGCGGGCUCGGUUUCGGUUUCGGAUUUGGACUCGGUUUCGGUUUCGGUUUCGGUUUCGGUUUUCAGCCAGGUAUUCCGGAGUGCCACUUGAAAAAUAAACUUCGCGUUGCGUGACAAAAGAGCUGGCGAAUCUGCCCGCCUUGUCGAGUGCCUGUGUGCGAGUGGGAAAUUGGCCAAAACAACAAUAGAAAUCCGCACAACAAAAGGCGAACAAAAGCUGCUUUUAAUUGUGCACAAACGGCGGCUUGAAAGUUUACACGUGGAGUAUAAUAAAUUAAAGGCAAAACUGAAUCGACCACCAGUUGAUCGAAACUCAGUCCGAAAACCCAACCGACUGGCUGGGAAAAACAAACGUCCAAAACCAAGAACCGAGCACCAAGAUGUCGGGCUUACGCAAAACAUCCAUUGCGCUGAUGAGGCGCUCCACCUCCAGCACCACCGCCUCCAUCCUGCCCCACUGCGGGGGCGGCGGAGCGGUGUCGCCGCCCAGCAGCGGAGUGGGCGUGGCCACGGAAAUUGAAAAAUCAAUUGCGAUGCAGCGACUGCGGACGGGCGAGUCGGCGAAUCUGAAGAAAUUAAAUGUCAGCCAAGGAGCAGCGACGGCGGCAACAGCAACGCGGGCUGCGGCAACCGCAUUACCAGCGGAGACCACCAGCACCUCCGCCUCCGCGGCUGCAGUGCGUCCCUACUCGGAAGUGCCGGGUCCAUAUCCCUUGCCGCUGAUUGGCAACUCCUGGCGCUUUGCCCCACUAAUUGGAACGUAUAAAAUCAGCGACCUGGACAAGGUUAUGAACGAGCUGCACGUGAACUACGGCAAGAUGGCCAAGGUGGGCGGCCUGAUUGGUCACCCGGACCUGCUCUUCGUCUUCGAUGGCGACGAGAUUCGAAAUAUAUUCAAGAAGGAGGAGGCCAUGCCGCACCGACCCUCGAUGCCCUCGCUGCGCCACUACAAGGGCGACCUGCGACGCGAUUUCUUUGGCGAUGUGGCCGGCCUAAUUGGCGUGCACGGACCCAAGUGGGAGGCCUUCAGGCAGGAGGUGCAGCACAUCCUGCUGCAGCCGCAGACGGCCAAGAAGUACAUUCCGCCGCUAAACGACAUUGCCAGCGAGUUUAUGGGCCGUAUUGAGCUGAUGCGCGACGAAAAGGACGAGCUGCCAGCCAAUUUCCUGCACGAGCUGUACAAAUGGGCCUUGGAAUCUGUGGGUCGUGUUUCCCUGGACACGAGACUCGGCUGCUUGUCGCCUGAGGGCAGCGAAGAGGCCCAGCAGAUCAUAGAGGCUAUCAACACAUUCUUCUGGGCUGUUCCAGAACUGGAGCUACGAAUGCCCCUGUGGCGGGUUUAUACCACCAAGGCAUACAGAAGCUUCGUGAAGGCUUUGGAUCAGUUCACAGCAAUUUGCAUGAAAAACAUUGGCAAGACCAUGGACAAGGCCGAUGCCGAUGAGGCCAGGGGAGUGCCCAAAUCGGAGGCGGACAUAUCCAUUGUGGAGAGAAUUGUGCGAAAGACGGGCAACCGCAAGCUGGCUGCCAUCUUGGCGCUGGACUUGUUUUUGGUGGGCGUAGACACGACCUCUGUGGCUGCCUCCUCCACCAUCUACCAGCUGGCCAAAAACCCAGACAAACAGCAGCGCCUCUUCGACGAGCUGCAGAAGGUGUUCCCCCAUCGCGAGGCGGAGAUCAACCAGAAUGUCCUGGAGCAAAUGCCCUACCUGCGAGCCUGUGUGAAGGAAACCCUGCGCAUGCGACCCGUGGUGAUUGCCAAUGGCCGAAGCCUUCAGUCGGAUGCUGUCAUCAAUGGUUACCACGUGCCCAAAGGUACGCACGUUAUCUUCCCCCAUUUGGUUGUCUCAAACGAUCCCGCAUAUUUCCCAGAGCCCAAGCGUUUUCUGCCCGAACGCUGGCUUAAACAGUCCGCGGCAGAUGCAGCAGGAUGCCCCCAUGCCAGUCAGAAAAUUCACCCGUUUGUGAGUCUGCCCUUUGGCUUUGGGCGCCGCAUGUGCGUGGGUCGCCGCUUCGCCGAAAUCGAGUUGCACACUCUGCUGGCCAAGAUCUUCCGCAAAUACAAGGUCUCGUACAAUUCGGGUGAGUUUGUGUACCGCGUGAACUCCACGUACAUACCGCAGUCGCCUCUGAAUUUCAAACUGACGCCGAGGGACGAGUGAGGAGCGAGAGCAGUGGGUCCAGAGAAGGGAUCUGGGUCUGGAGGCCCCGAGAGCUCAGCCUCAAAGCUGCAGUGACACACGGCGGAUGUAUGAUAUUUAUAGUCAAAGCCCAGCUGCUUUUUCUGCCGCUGCGGUGUUUCUUUCUAAUUAAGCAAAUGUACAUGGCACACACAGAAUUUCACAGAACUUGCCACGAGCGCAGUUCUGUGGGUGCGUGUAACUAAAUAAACUUUGUGUAGUCACGUUGAUACAUGUGUAUAUAGGACCAUUAUAUUCCCCCAUAUUAGUUUUAGUUACUUUCUCUCCCGAAGAAUAAUUGUGCCCAAUAAAGCGUCGAAAAGUAUGCAAUAAACUGUCA